AUGUACAACAUAAGGUUUGCUGCCAAGUCGUUGAGAAAGAUGCGAAAAGUAGUCUCCAUGUUCCCAAGUGCAGAGCGUUUGCGGCACAGAGAGCUAAGUAUCGCAAGCGACGGGGACGAAGAGAUCGCUAUCCGAAAGUUUGCCGAGUUUGGUCUCUCCCACUGGGGCGACACCCAAGGCGUCAACAUCACCCGUCGAUUCCUCUGCGAAGCCCUCUCAUUCCAACAUCGCUACAUCCCCAUCGGUCUCCUCGAACGUAGGCUGAGAGUUGAGUGUAUAUGA
Cryptococcus amylolentus CBS 6039 is the source of this 282-nucleotide messenger RNA. RefSeq names its product tRNA-dihydrouridine(47) synthase [NAD(P)(+)]. Lineage: Eukaryota; Fungi; Basidiomycota; Tremellomycetes; Tremellales; Cryptococcaceae. The transcript has 3 exons. Gene Ontology annotation, molecular function: RNA binding; tRNA dihydrouridine synthase activity. The coding region runs from base 1 to 282 and encodes 93 amino acids. The record is from RefSeq and is a predicted model, not a curated record.